GAGUGACGCAGCUGUGUCCGCGGAGGAGGAGGAGGAGGAGGAGGAGCAGCGGUAGUGUAGGACGGAGGAGGAAGCAGCGAGGAUGGCGGAGUCACACCUCUGAAGCAAAUCUUCGAGGGUUUAAAAAAAACCUUGAUGACCUUUGCAGCCUGAAGGAACUUAUAUCCGAAGAUCCUUGGAUUGUAUGCAGUUCUAACACUAAAGCAUGUGGCCCAUGGGUGCCACAGUCCAGCUACUAAAAAGGAUUUUUUCUCCCAUGGCAUUUUAGCAAAGGAACAAAGUAUUUUAAAUCAUCAAAGAAGAACUUUGGAUCACAACGCCUUUAUUUCCAGGAUAAUCAUAAAUGUGUGGGCCUGUACAGGGAUGUUUCCUUUAAAAGCCUCCUUGGCUGACUGUGUCCCUGUUUUCCUGAAUAAGUAACCUGACAAGAGAGACUCCCAUGAGCAACUCUGCAGGAGGCUCGAUAACGUCGACAUGAGUAGUACUUUAGGCAAAGAAAAAGAUUCGAAAGAAAAGGACCCCAAAGGUGGUCCAGCGGGGAAAGAAAGGGAAAAGGAGGCCAGGGCUCUAGCCGGCUUAGUCAAGGAUGGUGGCAAAGAAACGAAGACCAAAGGGAAAGAUGCCAAAGAAGGAAAGAAGGACACCAGCAGCUCAACACCGGGUGUUGCCUUCUCGGUUGACAACACGAUAAAGCGGCCAAACCCGGCAGCGGGUACGCGCAAGAAGUCCAGCAAUGCCGAGGUGAUCAAAGAGCUCAACAAGUGCCGGGAGGAGAACUCAAUGAGACUGGACCUAUCGAAACGGUCCAUUCACAUCUUGCCCACCUCCAUUAAGGAGCUGACACAGCUGGCUGAACUCUACUUAUACAGCAACAAGCUGCAGAGCCUGCCAGCUGAGGUGGGUUGCCUAUCAGGCCUGGUCACGUUGGCCCUGAGCGAGAACUCCCUGACCAGUUUGCCUGACUCCCUGGACUCUCUUAAGAUGCUUCGAAUGCUCGACCUCCGGCACAACAAACUCAGAGAGAUACCCGCUGUUGUCUACCGGCUGACAACUCUUGCCACGCUGUACCUGCGCUUCAACCGCAUCACAACAGUGGAGAAGGACAUCCGAAACCUAUCCAAGCUCACCAUGCUCAGCAUUCGUGAGAACAAGAUUAAACAGCUGCCCGCAGAGAUAGGAGAGCUAUGCAGCCUCAUAACUCUGGAUGUUGCCCAUAACCAGUUGGAACACCUACCGAAGGAGAUUGGGAAUUGCACACAGAUAACCAACCUCGACUUGCAGCACAAUGAGCUCUUGGACCUCCCAGAGACUAUAGGCAACCUGGCAAGCAUAAAUCGCUUAGGUCUGCGAUACAAUAGAUUGUCAGCCAUCCCCAGAUCAUUAGCCAAAUGUCGAGAACUGGAGGAGCUAAACCUUGAAAACAACAACAUUUCGGUGUUGCCAGAGGGCCUACUGUCAAGUUUAGUCAACCUGACUAGUCUAACACUGGCGAGGAACUGCUUCCAGUCGUACCCUGUGGGUGGACCAUCCCAGUUCUCCACCAUCUAUUCCCUCAACAUGGAGCACAACCGCAUCAACAAGAUCCCCUUCGGCAUCUUCUCCAGGGCCAAAGUGUUAAGCAAGCUUAACAUGAAGGACAACCAGUUAACAUCUCUCCCAUUGGACUUUGGCACAUGGACCAGCAUGGUUGAGCUUAACCUGGCAACCAACCAGCUGACAAAGAUCCCAGAGGACGUCUGUGGUCUAGUCUCUCUGGAGGUGUUAAUACUGUCCAAUAAUCUUCUCAAGAAGUUACCACAUGGUAUUGGAAAUUUGAGAAAGCUACGGGAGCUGGACUUGGAGGAAAACAAAUUGGAAUCUCUACCUAAUGAAAUUGCUUAUCUGAAAGAAAUACAGAAAUUGGUGUUGACAAAUAAUCAGCUGACCACGUUACCCAGAGGCAUCGGCCACCUCACCAACCUGACUCAUCUUGGUUUGGGGGAGAACCUGCUGCAACACCUCCCAGAGGAGAUUGGUACACUGGAGAACCUGGAGGAGCUGUACCUCAACGACAAUCCCAACCUGCACAGCCUACCGUUCGAGCUGGCCCUCUGCAGCAAGCUGUCCAUCAUGAGCAUCGAGAACUGUCCCCUCAGCCACCUGCCACCACAGAUUGUCGCGGGAGGCCCCUCCUUCAUCAUCCAGUUCCUCAAAAUGCAGGGACCAUAUCGUGCCAUGGUCUGAGCCAAGAGCAGCUCAAUCCCAGUCCUGCUUAACUCCAAACCCUCCACCUGCUCUAAACCCUCUCGCCUGCCCGCCCCCCAUUACGUGUAUCAUACACUGUAAAGAAAACAGACUCGCCACAAUCGGUGUCGGGGGCAAAUACGAGGAGGAGGAGGAGGAGGAGGAAGAAAAUGUUUCUUUCACCAUCCUUGGAUAGAAAGGAGGCGAAUCAUUGGAGUUUUGACUUCUGUGUUACUCCAGAGUUUAUCCCGGUCAUUUUAGGACCCCAGCCACCCCCCCCCCCCCCACUCAUGUUUCAUUCUGAAUCAUACAAGAGGAAAAUAUUUCCAUCACUUUGCCAAAACUGAAGAUAUAUAAAGUUCUAUAUAUUGAGUAACUGUGAGCUAAGUGGCAAGUCUUUUAACCAUAUAAACCGUACUCCCAUUGCCAAUAUAUUUACAGUAAUUACAAGCAUCUAUUAUGUGAGCAAGGAUACAAUUGUAUGCAAAAACAAACAAAAAAAGUCUUUGGAACUUCACAUUUACUGCUGCUGCCGUAAUUUUAACUUUGUCAUCUUGUUGUAUUUUCUUUUGAUAUUCACUUCUUUUAACAUCCCCUUUGCUCAAGAUAACUUAUGUUAACUGCUUCUUGACCAGAGAGAACAAAGGUCUAAUGAUGGCUUGUUUAUACUUUCUUUUUUGUAAUUUUUUUUUUUUUACCUUUUUAUGUUUAAAUACUGUGCCUAUGUUUAGAGUGAUCCAGUGGUUCAUUUCUAAACACCAUUGUCCAUGAGAAUACAAAGAUAUAAAUUAUUUCAAUAAUUCUUUUUUUUUUUUUUUUUUAUUACUGCUGUUUUUACUUAAGUUUUUCCUUAUUUGUAGUGUUCCUUUUGCUGUUGCAUUAAUCUGUUAAAUCAAGCGAUAUCAGUUGUAAAAUAAGGUGAUUGGUGAUUUGAGAUCUUUUUAACAAAUAGCAGCAGUAGUUGUAAAACAUUGAGCUAGUAAUGUAUACAUAUGAGAAAUGCCAAUCAUACGUGCUAAAAAAAGCAAGUUGGACUUUUCUCCGAAACGGGAGGUGCAGUGAAUCCCUCCCCCUCCCCCUAUAUUGCUUUUUGUGACAAAAAGGUAUUGAAAAAAGUCAAACCUACACAGGUGAUGGGAUAAAUGAGGAAAUGUUUUUAUAUAAAUGUAUACAAAUCCUGGUGGUUGCCUUGAGUGCAAUUUUAGUUCUGUUUACUGGUUUGAUAUUAUCUUCAGUGUUGGGCUGCAUAGCUGUCAUUCAGUUGAUCAUUGACCAACAUAUCAAGCAUUUUUAAAAAGACGUUAUCCGGGUCUCUGGAGCAAGUUAUGUGUGUAUCAGAGCUUCGACUAAGGUUUGAUAAUAAAUCAUUGACAGGUAACACUUCCGUUUUUGGUUUAUUACCCUUAAUUAUUGGUAGUUUUUAGUUUUUGAUAGGGUUUCCUAAGAAUCUUAAUUACAUGAUGGAAAAUGUUCCCUUUAUUUAGAUUCAUAAAAAAAUAUAUAGAUAUGAACAUAUCUAUCUAUAUAUGUGUAUAUCUAUCUAUAUGUGUGU
Anoplopoma fimbria (sablefish) is the source of this 3775-nucleotide messenger RNA. RefSeq names its product SHOC2 leucine rich repeat scaffold protein (gene shoc2). The transcript is spliced from 9 exons. The coding region runs from base 475 to 2223 and encodes 582 amino acids. Gene Ontology annotation, molecular function: protein binding. The record is from RefSeq and is a predicted model, not a curated record. Lineage: Eukaryota; Metazoa; Chordata; Actinopteri; Perciformes; Anoplopomatidae.